This is a messenger RNA of Limanda limanda (common dab), 984 nucleotides long. It is a transcript of the gene cavin4a, whose product is annotated as caveolae associated protein 4a. Gene Ontology annotation, biological process: regulation of gene expression. Gene Ontology annotation, cellular component: caveola; cytoplasm. The record is from RefSeq and is a predicted model, not a curated record. Bases 1 to 984 code for a protein of 327 amino acids. Lineage: Eukaryota; Metazoa; Chordata; Actinopteri; Pleuronectiformes; Pleuronectidae. The transcript is spliced from 2 exons.
AUGGAUCAGCACAAGUAUCGCACGGCGGGCGUCCAGGAGAAGCUGGAGAUCAUCGGGGUGGAGGACGAGGCCGGGAACCCCAUCAGCGCCCUCACCAUCCUGUCGCUGCUGGAGCGCGUGGCCGGCAUCAUCGACAGCGUGCAGUCCUGCCAGCAGCGCAUGGAGGAGCGUCAGCUGGACCUGGAGAGCAACAUCAAGAGCAUCCAGGGCGACGUGCUGAAGCUGGCCAAGGACCACACCGACACCAGCAGCACGGUGGAGAAGCUCCUGCAGAAGACCCGCAAAGUCAGCGCCAACGUCAAGGAGGUGCGGGCGCGCGUGGAGAAGCAGAACGUGCGAGUCAAGAAGGUCGAGACUUCGCAGGACGAGCUGCUGACACGCAACAAGUUCCGGGUCGUCAUCUAUCAGGGGGAGACAGAGAUCCCAUCAGUGGCCGUCACUAAGUCUCCUAAGGGAGUCGGCCUGGACGGGCUGGAGAUCGAGCCGGACCUCUACGACGUCCCGGCUGACCUGUCCUCUGAUGAAGAGUACCUGAGCGUGGAGGAGACGGACUCCUCACGAGGCGCUCGCCUCAAGAAGUCCAUGGUGAAGAGCACCGAGUCCCUGAAGGCCGCCUUCUCCAAGGAGAAGAUGAACAAAACUAAAGACAACCUGGGCACCAAGUUCCACAACCUGGGCGAGAAGGUCAUGCCGCCCGAGCGCCGGGAGAAGAUGCACCAGGCCGGCGAGCGGCUGAAGCAGUCUGGCGAGCGGCUGAAGGAGAACAUCGCCAAGAAGGCUCCGAACAAAGAGACCUUCCGCAUCAAGCUGAAGAAGGAGAGGGCCGUCGCUGAGGGGCAGGAGGGCGCAGAGGCCGACCCCGAGGCCACGCCCCCGGUGGAGGAUCCACAGGAGGCUUCCCCCGAGGUCGUCUACACGGAGGUGGGCCUGGAAACCAAGAGGGAGGGGCCAGUGGAGGAGGCCGGCGCCACCCGGAUAGAAUAG